This is a messenger RNA of Varanus komodoensis (Komodo dragon), 1379 nucleotides long. Its product is annotated as immunoglobulin superfamily member 1-like. The transcript has 6 exons. The record is from RefSeq and is a predicted model, not a curated record. The coding region runs from base 1 to 957 and encodes 318 amino acids. Lineage: Eukaryota; Metazoa; Chordata; Lepidosauria; Squamata; Varanidae.
AUGAGGCUCUCCUUCAUCAUCACCCUUCUUGGGUUCCCCAGCCAUGCCAACAUUGAGAAACACGUGACCCACAUCGUCUGUGAGGGUGAAGACGGUGUGUGGGCAGAAUUCCAGUACUCCAGAAAAGGAACGCGGCCAGAGCUGGACACUGAAAUCUACCCAGUUUUUCCAUAUGGAAAGGCUUUGUUUUUCAGUCUUCAAGGGUCAAACGGUGGAGUCUAUCAUUGCACAUAUUGUGCCAAGGAAGGCUAUGGGACACGGUGCUCCCAUCCCGACAACACGCUUCACUCGAACAUUCCAGCAACACGAGUAACAACCCCUCUCUCUCCCCGAUGCUCUCUCUUUCCACUAGACCCCACACUCUCCAGACCUUCCAUCAGGAUAAGACCAAAGCCGCAGAUAUCGCUGGGACUGAAUGCCACCAUCGAGUGCCAGGGGCCGGAAUAUUACUUCCAUUUGACCUUCUUCUUGUUCAAAUCAGGGAAUCUGAUAGCAUCACAAAAGGAAGAGCCAAUGAAAAACACAACUCAGUUCCUUUUGUCCAGCGUGCGGCUGGAAGAUGCAGGGAGCUACAGCUGCCGGUAUCAAAGAAUUGUUCCCUUUGCGCAGUCCGAGCCAAGCGACGCCGUGGAGCUGACAGUGACAGACAAUUCCUCGCAGGUCCUGUGGACAGGGAUUGGUGCAGGGCUUCUGGUUUUGGCCCUUGUCCUUGUCGUGCUGUUUCUGGCCUUUCUGUGGUGCAGGAGGAGGAGAAAGGGUCCCGCUGGCAGCAAACAACCCGAACCGGUGAAGAACGCAAGGAGUUCCACUUCUCUAAACCUGGAUACGGGAGAAGACCCCAUGAUCUGCUACGCGGUGUUGAACCACCACUCGGUGAAAUCAGAACAGGAAGCUGGCACUGUCCAUGACCUUGACACUUGCACCUAUGCGUCCGUGGCCCGAGAGAACAGCCUGUAAGCCGGAGCUUAUCCUGCACUCCCAUGAACAUGCAGCUUCAUGCUGGGACCUACAGCCUGGACCCAAAGCCUUACAAGGCAGGAUGGCUUCAGAGAGCACCUUCACAGCCAAAAGAACCUGCUGCACCCUUCCAAGAGCUGGACCACAGCACUGCUCCUUCGCCGGUGCAACCCGGCCGCAGACCACCAGGUUUCUGGGCUGUGUUCGCUUCUGGUACCGGUUCGAGCAUCUGAGGAGACAUCCCAUGGGACUGGCAAAGUGGAGACAAUAGAAACAUGUAGUCUGCAUCAUCUCAUCCCUCCCUGACCCAUGUCCAAAGUCUCUCUGUGUUUUAUGGGAAGAUAAGAAGUAGCCAGCUAUUUCCUUGGGGGUAUGAGAUCGGUUAUGUUCUCUCUGGAUAAACACAAUUGUCCCAGCUCAUA